This is a messenger RNA of Theobroma cacao (cacao), 451 nucleotides long. NCBI's taxonomy places the organism in Eukaryota, Viridiplantae, Streptophyta, Magnoliopsida, Malvales, Malvaceae. The record is from RefSeq and is a predicted model, not a curated record.
AUGAAGAGAAAAAGGGAGAGAAAAACCAUGGGAGAGGAAGAGAAAAGGAUUGAAAAUUUUGCUCUUUUUUUUGGCAUAGUUUUGUUGCACUUUGAGGGAGGAAAAGAAAGCUUUUUGCUGCAAUUUUUGGAGGAAGAAAAAGCUGAAAUUUUUGAGCUAGAAAUUUUGGAGGUUUUGCUGCCAUUAAAGGGCAGCAAAGUGCUGCCAAUUUGUGCAAAAAAAUUGUGCAGAAAAAUUGGAGCUGUUUGUGCAGAAAAAAUUGGAGUUGUUUGCUGUAGAAAAAUUAGAGCUGUUUGUGCAGAAAAAUUGGACAGCAUUGUGCUGCCAAUUUGAGGGAGAAAAAGCAGCUUGGUGCUGCCAAAUUUUUGAGGAAAAGAGAGCUGAAAGUGCUGCCACCGAAGGAGGAAGAAAACGACCCAAGGAAGAGAGGAAGCCACGGUGGUGAAGAGAG